Daldinia loculata is the source of this 956-nucleotide messenger RNA. RefSeq names its product NUDIX hydrolase domain-like protein. NCBI's taxonomy places the organism in Eukaryota, Fungi, Ascomycota, Sordariomycetes, Xylariales, Hypoxylaceae. Gene Ontology annotation, cellular component: nucleus. The transcript has a single exon. Gene Ontology annotation, molecular function: ADP-ribose diphosphatase activity. The record is from RefSeq and is a predicted model, not a curated record. Bases 110 to 865 code for a protein of 251 amino acids. Gene Ontology annotation, biological process: nucleoside phosphate metabolic process; ribose phosphate metabolic process.
ACAUAUUGUUUGCAUUUCUACAUAUAAACGAUCUAAUCCACCAUUACACAAUUUCAUCUUCGCAAUUCCAAUAAUCAUCCAACAGGAUCACCAGUGAGUCCAAAACUCCAUGGGAAGAAAAGCCCACCUGCUCAAAAGCUGGACUACUCAAACUCAACGUCUUGCGACAACGACAUCGCGCCCGUUCUCAGCCACUCGCUCCUUAGCAUACUAUAAACCCCCCUCGCCAUUCAAGAUGUCGCACAAGACCCAAGAACCAGUCAUCACCAAAAUUUCAGAACUGCCCACCGAACAGGCAAAAUGGGUGACUCUCAAGAGAAUCGACUACACAGACCAGGUCGGCAAGCAGCGCACGUGGGAGGUAGCGACGCGCAAGACGCGGGGCAAGGCGGGCGUAGACGCCGUCGCCAUGGGCAACAUCCUACUGCACCCGUCGCGGCCCGCAUCCACCAUGCUCGUGAUCCAGUACCGGCCGCCGCUGGACGCGUACACGGUCGAAUGGCCGGCGGGCCUGAUCGACGCCGAGGAGACGGCCGAGCAGGCCGCCGUGCGCGAGUUCAAAGAGGAGACGGGCUACGACUGCCGGCUGCUCAGCAUCAGCCCCGUGCAGGCGGCCGACCCGGGCAUGAGCGACGCCAACAUGCAGAUGGCCAUGGUGGAGGUGCAGCUGCGCGAGGGCGACGAGGAGCAGCCGCCCGAGCAGCGCCUCGAGGACGGCGAGCACAUCCAGCGCGUGGUCGUGCCUCUAAGCGAGCUGUACGACCGUCUGGUCGAGUAUUCCAAGGCCGAGCGCACGAUCGUCGCGGCCAAGCUGUUCCAUUUUGCGGCGGGGAUGCACUUUGCGCAGACGCAGAAGUACUUUUGAUGGUCUGUUAAUACAUAUAUACAUAUGUAUGGAAGAGAGACCUUGGCGUAUCAUAGCUUACUAUAGCGUUAUAAUAAGAGAAUUACACUUA